Messenger RNA from Zonotrichia leucophrys gambelii, 2420 nucleotides. It is a transcript of the gene RGS7, whose product is annotated as regulator of G protein signaling 7. Gene Ontology annotation, molecular function: GTPase activator activity. The record is from RefSeq and is a predicted model, not a curated record. Gene Ontology annotation, cellular component: neuron projection; cytoplasm; plasma membrane. NCBI's taxonomy places the organism in Eukaryota, Metazoa, Chordata, Aves, Passeriformes, Passerellidae. Gene Ontology annotation, biological process: regulation of G protein-coupled receptor signaling pathway; G protein-coupled receptor signaling pathway; positive regulation of GTPase activity. The transcript is spliced from 18 exons. Bases 315 to 1748 code for a protein of 477 amino acids.
ACGUGACGGCCGCUCCAUUGCGGGGAGGGAGCUGAGCUGAGCUGAGCUGAGCUGAGCUGAGCUGCCGCCGCUCCGGCAGAGCACGGCAGAGCCGCAGCCUCGGCGGCGGCGGCGGCGGCAGCAGCGCCUCCGCCCGCAGUGCGUGUGUGUGCGUGUGUGUGAUGAGCGAUCGCCGCGUCCCUCCGCCCGCUGCCGGCUGACACCCACCGCGCGGGGCGCGCCAGGAGCCGCAGGAGCAGCCGAGGAGCCGCGGCCAGCUCGCAGUGACCUUGGCCCAGAGUGCAGCAUCCAAAAGCGGAUCAAAUUUGUGGGACAUGGCACAAGGAAAUAAUUAUGGGCAAAGCAGCAAUGGGGUGGCUGAUGAAUCCCCAAACAUGCUGGUGUACAGAAAGAUGGAAGAUGUCAUAGCCCGCAUGCAAGAUGAGAAAAAUGGGAUUCCUAUUCGGACAGUGAAAAGUUUUCUUUCCAAGAUUCCCAGUGUCUUUUCUGGUUCAGAUAUUGUUCAAUGGUUAACGAAGAACUUAUCGAUAGAAGACCCAGUUGAAGCUCUGCAUUUGGGAACUCUGAUGGCAGCACAUGGCUAUUUCUUCCCAAUCUCAGACCAUGUUCUAACUCUGAAGGAUGAUGGCACCUUUUAUCGAUUCCAGACGCCCUAUUUUUGGCCAUCAAAUUGUUGGGAGCCGGAAAACACAGACUAUGCUGUUUACCUCUGCAAGCGGACAAUGCAAAACAAAGCAAGGCUAGAACUAGCAGACUAUGAAGCUGAGAGUUUGGCCAGGCUACAGCGAGCUUUUGCUCGGAAAUGGGAGUUUAUUUUUAUGCAAGCUGAAGCACAAGCAAAGGUUGACAAGAAGAGAGACAAGAUAGAGAGGAAGAUUCUCGACAGUCAGGAGCGAGCAUUUUGGGAUGUGCACCGUCCGGUGCCUGGCUGUGUAAACACUACUGAAGUGGAUAUAAAAAAAUCUUCAAGAAUGAGAAAUCCACAUAAAACAAGAAAGUCUGUCUAUGGCUUACAAAAUGACAUUCGAAGUCACAGCCCUACGCACACGCCGGUGCCAGAGAGUAAGCCACCCACAGAAGAUGAACUACACCAAGAGAUUAAGCACUGGCAAAUGCAAUUAGACAGACAUAGAUUAAAAAUGUCAAAAGUUGCAGAGAGUCUAUUAGCUUAUACAGAGCAGUAUUUGGAAUAUGAUCCUUUUCUUGUGCCCCCUGAUCCCUCAAACCCUUGGAUAUCAGAUGACACCACUUUCUGGGAGCUGGAGGCAAGCAAAGAGCCAGGACAGCAGAGGGUGAAACGAUGGGGAUUUGGCAUGGAUGAAGCUUUGAAAGACCCUGUGGGAAGAGAGCAGUUUCUGAAAUUCUUGGAGUCAGAAUUCAGUUCAGAAAAUUUAAGGUUCUGGUUAGCAGUAGAAGACCUGAAGAAGAGGCCAAUCCGUGAAGUUCCUGCUCGCGUCCAAGAAAUCUGGCAAGAAUUCCUUGCUCCAGGUGCACCCAGCGCCAUCAACCUAGAUUCAAAAAGUUAUGACAAAACCACUCAGAAUGUGAAGGAACCUGGAAGAUACACAUUUGAAGACGCUCAGGAGCACAUUUACAAACUGAUGAAAAGUGAUUCUUAUCCUCGUUUUAUACGAUCCAGUGCCUACCAGGAGCUGCUACAGGCCAAGAAAAAGGGCAGAAACAUCCCUAUUUUUCCAUGCCAUAAAAACUGUACACCAACACUGAGAACGAGCACUAACCUGUUAUGAAAAGAGGGGAAAUCGCUCACAUCAAAGAGGUUAACCAGUCUAGUGCAGUCCUACUAAAAGGAUCACCUUGUAGCAUGGAAGCAGACUCAAAUCAUUAUACAUACUUUGUAGCUCACUGAUUGCCUGACUCAGAGGACAGUAGAACAAGAUGUUGCAUGAGCAAGGACCUGACUUGUUUUCUUUUGUGUAUACUAAGGCAUUACAGACUCCGAGGGACUCUCUAGCCUUUCGAUGCCUCCAUUUCGAAAACUGUCUGCUCACUUCCUCCUUCAUAUCAAGCUGGAUCUGUGUCUUUUUAUUUUCUGCAAGCUCAAGUACAGUGAAAAAAAAGCUUCUGCUAGGCACAGUUUAUUAAAAAAAUACGUCAAUCAAAAACUGGAAGAAAUGUAAAAAAUGCAUAUAUUAAUAAAUAUACAUAUGGCAUCACAUUUAUUGCACAAUAAAUUAGCACAGAAGGUUUCAUUUCACUGAUGUAUUCACAUUGAGAAAGAAAGCCUGUGUCUUUGUCUGUUGUCUGUAUAUUCUCUGUUAAUGUUUCUUGCAUUUAUUUUUAUACCAUAUUUAAAAAAAAGAACACCUUUUACUCCAGAUGUAUUAAAGUUGAUCCUUUCUCUGUAAAUUUGUGUAUGUUUAUAUUGUUGUUUUAUCUUUCAUUAAAAGAUGCAGAAUCUC